AUGCCUUCUCCUUCCGUACCCUCACUCCCCGCCGCCCGUCAGGCGCAGAUCAUUCGCGCGCAUCAGAGGGAUUUGUACCAUGUUGCUUCGCUGAGAGAGCAGGCCGAGGGCGUGGUGCGCUCGUGGCUGGGUACACGCUGGUUGACGCGCUGGGACAAGGAGGUUGAAUUUGUUGUCAAGGCGCUGUAUUAUGGAAUGACCUCUGGACGAGCUAUUCAGACGUUGGGAGAAGAGUACACUGACAUAUGGGCACGCUCUGCUUCGAACAACAAACUGCCUUCGCCGCUCAUCAGGGCCGCACUUGUCCUCGUGCCCACCUUGCCGUCCUAUGUACUCUCAAGGUGGUCUUCGAAUCUCAAUGCGGUCCAAAGACGGUCGCCUGCGCUCGCAACGUAUCUUCGAUCGUUGCCGUUUUACCUUGAAAUGGCUACGGAGGUGAACUUGGCAAUCUUUUACCUCCGAGGCACAUACUAUGACCUGUCCAAGAGGGUGCUUGGUGUUCGUCAUCUGUCCUCGAUACCAGAGAACCCGAACGCACGGCCGCCUUCAUACUCGCUGCUUGGGAUUCUCAUCGCAGCGCGGCUCAUCUAUCGGCUCAUCUCUCAUUUGCGGAGCAAGACAGAGGCACGUCAGCGGACCGCAGAGGGCAAGAUGGCCAUCGACGACAGGAAAGCGACGUUCGUAGACGGACAGCUCGUCUCGGCCAUGCUCAAUGCGCCCGACCCCGAGUCGCAGCCCGCGAAGCCGGCUGAGGAGGACGUAAACACGGUUCUCGAUAUUGCGUCUGUCCCGUCGGGUAUUAGAGCGGGUCGGUCGUGCACACUUUGCUUGGAGGAGCGGACGGAUAGCUGUGCGACGGAAUGCGGGCAUUUGUUUUGUUGGUCGUGUAUUGUUGGGUGGGGUAGAGAGAAGGCCGAAUGCCCGCUCUGUCGACAGUCGCUAACACUCACGCGUCUACUUCCCAUUUAUAACUUAUGACCAUCCAGAUGGCGUUGCGAUUGCAUCGGGGUUGUAACCGCGAGGGGUCUGCAUUAGAUUAGCAUGUGCAUUUUCAGCAUGUACGACGUUUACAGCACAUUUUUACGCUUGAUGGGCGUGUAAGAGAGGAAUAUAUGGUAGCGUAAUCGGGCAGUUUACGAAGCUUGUUGAAUAAGGGUGAUGUUGUCGCCCUUGAGCAGUAUCCGACCAAGUUCUCGUCGGGGUUUCGCGUCUUUGACAAACACCUCGGCCGCUUCAUCUAUCACGACGUUCAUGAAUUCGUCAAAGCCGAUGAUGCGACCCUCGAUACGCAUUUCGACGUUGUCAUACAGCCAAAUCACGACUUUUGAUCUUUGCUGGAGAUUUUUGAAGAUGACGUUGAUGGGCUGAACCAUCACCCUCUGCUGACGAUUAGACAUGUUGGGCAG
Messenger RNA from Coniophora puteana RWD-64-598 SS2, 1406 nucleotides. RefSeq lists its product as uncharacterized. Lineage: Eukaryota; Fungi; Basidiomycota; Agaricomycetes; Boletales; Coniophoraceae. Gene Ontology annotation, molecular function: zinc ion binding. The transcript is spliced from 10 exons. Gene Ontology annotation, biological process: protein import into peroxisome matrix. The record is from RefSeq and is a predicted model, not a curated record. The coding region runs from base 1 to 978 and encodes 325 amino acids. Gene Ontology annotation, cellular component: peroxisomal membrane.